GAGAAUGGGGUGGGGUUUGGCUUGUGACGGCGCUGGCGUAAACAAACACAGACGUUUAAAUCCCCAGCUGUCAAACGGCGAUUCUGUCGGAAACUGAGAGAUGCAGAAUGUCUAUAAAAGAAGCCACACUAUCAUCUUCAGUCAAGAUGGAGGCUCCACCAUCCAUGGCCAUGAUCCACUACAGCAAAACUUUGCAGAGACGCUUCCCACAGAGAUGAGUGUGAGGAUCUUUAGCGAGUUGGACCUCAGGAGUUUGUGUCGGGCCUCACUCACCUGUAAACGCUGGAAUGGUAUCAUUGAGGGCAACGAUUACCUGUGGCGCAACCACUGUUUUACAGUGCAUGCCAUUUGUCAAAGGGAUGUGGAUGGGGACAGGCAGAAUGGAUAUUCAUGGAAGGUUACCCUAUUGCGCAACUACAGGAAGGGCUGUGUAAAGAGGAGGUGGCUGAAGGGCCGAUACAGCAACAUCCACUCCGCUGACGAGAUUCCACCCAACCACAUGUGUCCACUAGACAUGGAGACGUGGGGAGAGAUACUGGAGGCAGAAUUGGAGAGAUAGAACAGAGAGACUUUUUAAAUCAUGCUAAAAGACUUAUUUACAGCAACAGUAUCUACAAUGGAGCAUUAUGACUGAAACACUUGCCGGACAAAUAAUUUUAUACUAUGAUUCAUAAUUAAUGAGAAAAUGUAUGCUGACAGAUUGCACAAUAAUGUGGCUUUCGAUUGGUGUGUAAUGAAAAAAACGUUGGCUUUAUUACUGUAUGGGGUUUUAUAGAUAUUUAGCUAUUGGGAUCAUUUUACAGGUGGACCACAGUGAGUUUUUUUGUUUGUCUUUUUUGUAGAGUAGAAUAAUCUUCAAAAAUAUUGUGCCUUUUUUAUAGAUUUUAAUAUUAGUAAUAAUUAUAUUAAUUUAUUUGAUUUGCAAGUUUUUCUGACUUAAAACCCGAAAAUGUUAUUUAUAAAAGCUAGUAUUCGUUAUGUCACACAUUUUAACCUUUUUAUCCAGGAAUUUUCCAAGAGUUAUAUUGAAGUUUGAUUGUUUAAUUGUUAAAUUUAUUUGUGCAGCGAUUUAAAAACAACUUUUUGAAACAAACCAAACUACGAUUUGAACUAGCCACUCUGUGGAAUGGGUUACCAAAGAAAAAUAAUGUUUUUAGGUGCUCUAUUGCAUUGUACCGUCUAUUGCAUUUUGCCAUCCCAGGCUAAAUUAUAUUAAAAUGAUUAUUAAAACA
Molecule: messenger RNA, 1232 nt
Organism: Triplophysa rosa
Lineage: Eukaryota; Metazoa; Chordata; Actinopteri; Cypriniformes; Nemacheilidae
Product: F-box only protein 48
Exons: 3
Coding region: 101-559 (152 amino acids)
Biological process (GO): SCF-dependent proteasomal ubiquitin-dependent protein catabolic process
Cellular component (GO): SCF ubiquitin ligase complex
Molecular function (GO): protein binding
Source: RefSeq, a predicted model, not a curated record